This is a messenger RNA of Exaiptasia diaphana, 1805 nucleotides long. RefSeq names its product EGF domain-specific O-linked N-acetylglucosamine transferase. The record is from RefSeq and is a predicted model, not a curated record. Bases 127 to 1689 code for a protein of 520 amino acids. NCBI's taxonomy places the organism in Eukaryota, Metazoa, Cnidaria, Anthozoa, Actiniaria, Aiptasiidae. Gene Ontology annotation, molecular function: protein N-acetylglucosaminyltransferase activity. The transcript has 17 exons. Gene Ontology annotation, cellular component: endoplasmic reticulum lumen.
UAGAACUUCAUGUGAAGUUGAUCAACCUCAACUUCUGAAUGAUUUUUGCACUUUUUAAUGAUCAGAAUCUUUUAUUUUAACAAUCUGUAAUUUAAAAUAUACCCAAGUAGUCUUUAGGAGAGCGUCAUGAUUAGCAAUACAGGAUUUUUUAGGCUUUUCUUCAUUCAAACUGUAAUUGUCGUAUUUAUGUUAUCCUUUGUUAAGUCACCUGUGAAUUGCCUGGAUUCCCAAGAGGAAGAAACAAAGUCACUCUACAAAGAUCCUACAGUUAAAGAUACUCAAGAUACUUGCAAAGAUCGUAAAGACUGCAAGUAUAAUCAGCCACGUUGCUGGGGAUACGAAGUCGAUUGUCCCAAGUGGUAUGUCACACCUAAAUGCAACAACGAGGCAGGAUACAGACAUUUUUCAUCACAUGAAGAAAAGGUUAAAGAGUUUUGGAAAAUUGCUGACUUUGGUUACRUUAAAGAAUUUCAAGAUAGUAUGCGUCCUGUAUGCAGACCAAGAACAAAAAUUGGUGGCUCAUCCCUUUUGUGUUCAAAGCAUCUUGCUUAUUGUAAAGCUGAAAAUCUUUAUAUUGAUUUAAGAGACGAUGGUAGAGGAAAGCAUGAAAGAUUCAAGUCAAAUAUGUUCAAGAAAGGGCAAAUUGGAGGAUUUUGUGAUGUUGAUUCGCAAGCAAUGAAAUCACUUUAUGAGGGGUACAGGAUGGAGCUGACUUCCUGGUAUGAUCAACUUGAGACGUUUUCCUCCAUUCCAUUUAACUUUAUCAAAGGUGGACACUGUGACGUCAUUGUAGAAAAACCAACWUUUUUCAUGAAGUUAGAUGCAGUUGUAAAUAUGUAUCAUCACUUUUGUGACUUCUUCAAUCUUUAUGCCACGUUACAUGUCAACGGAUCAUUCAGUGAUGAUGUUAAUAUUGUUUUAUGGGAAAGUGAUGCCAGAUAUAGUCUAGGAAAUUUUGAGGUGACAUGGAAGGCUUUUACCAAGAAUCCAUUACUAUAUUUAGGACAACAGUAUGCUGGCAAAAGGGUCUGUUUCAAGCAGGCARUAUUURCACUUCUUCCAAGGAUGAUAUUUGGCCUCUUUUACAAUACGCCAUUGAUACCAGGCUGUUCAAAUAGUGGACUAUUUAAAGCUUUUUCAGAAUAUGUACUUGGAAAACUUAACAUAAGCCAAGAACGAGAUAUCAAAAAAGAUGCUGAUAAACCUGUCCGAGUUACAUUUCUAUCAAGAGGGACCAAGUUCAGAGCAAUUUUGAAUGAAGACAAGCUUGUAGAAGCUGCAAAGACAGUCCAAGGUGUAACUGUCCAGACAGCAACAUAUUCUUGGGAUAUGCCAUUUUUAGAGCAGCUCAAGAUAACUAUGAAUUCAGAUUUAUUUAUUGGAAUGCAUGGUGCUGGUUUGGCUCAUGCUCUCUUUCUUCCUGAYUGGGCUCUUCUAUUUGAACUAUACAAUUGUGGCGAUCCAAACUGCUACAGAGAUCUUGCAAUGCUUAGAGGUUUGAAGUAUAUUACCUGGGAAAAAGAAACCAAAGUGUUUGAAAGAACAAAGGAACUCCAUCCAGAGUAUACCGACCAUCCAAAGUUUAGAAAUUAUGAGUUUGACGUUGAUGAAUUUUUACGACUGUUCAAGAAAGCUGUUAAUCAAGUUCAARAAAAUAUGUCCAAUUUAUCAAAAACAACAAUCAGAUAACAAAAAAAUUAUUCACUUUUAAGUAAGCAUUUUUUUAAUAUUUCAUUUUAUUGUAUAUACCUUGUAUUUAUUCCUCAAAAUGACACCAAUAAAUUUUGGGCUGACGUGAAAAAAGA